Molecule: messenger RNA, 900 nt
Organism: Neltuma alba
Lineage: Eukaryota; Viridiplantae; Streptophyta; Magnoliopsida; Fabales; Fabaceae
Exons: 1
Coding region: 1-900 (299 amino acids)
Source: RefSeq, a predicted model, not a curated record
AUGAAGAGACAUGAAUUCAAAGGUGCAGAAGAAGAAGAUCAUGAUUUGCUCGAACUUUCACUUUCUUCAUCUUCAUCGUCGAAACCUAAUCUCUUACCAUCACCUCCAUUGUCAUUAUCAUCACAAUGCCCUUCGUUUCCUUCGUUACCCCAUCCAAAUUUUCCAUCUGCUUCCUCUUCAUCAAGCCCUAACCUUCAAUAUUCCUAUUCAACACAAGACCUAGCAUAUCCUACGACACUCUUUCCUCCACCAUUAUCCACACAUCCUUUGUUUUUUAAUAAUCCACAACUUAUCACAGAACCGGCACCACUAUUACCCACUACACAGCCCCGUUUAAGCCUAAGCGCAAACCCUGGCCAGAGAGCAGGCCUGUGCCUCCAGUCACGAAUUUCUCGGAACCCAAAUCGUAGGCCUCGUGGUGCAAAGAGUGAGACGAUUCCUCCACCGUUUCCAUGGGCAACAGAUAGAAGAGCCAUGGUUCACUCGUUGAGGUAUCUAAGAGAUAAUCAAAUGCUGACAAUUACAGGAAUCGUUCAGUGCAGGACAUGUGAGAGUAGCUACGAGAUGGGCUUCGAUCUGGAAGCUAAGUUCGCAGAAGUUUCGACCUUUAUCACGAUUAACAAGUGCAACAUGUACAAUAGGGCUCCAAAAGUCUGGUUAAGUCCGAUACUGCCGAUUUGUAAGAACUGUGGGAACAGUGUACGACCCGUCGUUUCGGAGAAAAAGAGGUCGAUUAACUGGCUGUUCUUGUUUUUGGGCCAAAUGCUUGGCUGCUGUACGCUAGAACAAUUGAAGUACUACUGCAAGCACACUGGGAAUUUUCGAACAGGUGCUAAAGAUCGGAUCCUCUAUAUCACUUACCUCGGACUCCGUGAACAGCUCCAGCCUUCUGGCUUCUGA